Molecule: messenger RNA, 5987 nt
Organism: Myxocyprinus asiaticus (Chinese sucker)
Lineage: Eukaryota; Metazoa; Chordata; Actinopteri; Cypriniformes; Catostomidae
Product: leucine-rich repeat-containing G-protein coupled receptor 6-like
Exons: 18
Coding region: 110-2968 (952 amino acids)
Biological process (GO): G protein-coupled receptor signaling pathway
Cellular component (GO): membrane
Molecular function (GO): G protein-coupled receptor activity; protein-hormone receptor activity; protein binding
Source: RefSeq, a predicted model, not a curated record
AGAUACACAUAGACAGACAGAGUUAUAACUGAGUGAGACCGCAGAGAGACUGGCCCAUAUCUGCAGAUAUACAGCACAUCCACAAUCACCAAAAGUUGGAGUCAUUGUCAUGUUGGUGGUGUUACUGAUCCUGCACGCCGUCUUGUGUGCCCAUUCUCACGGGCUGCCAGGUGCUGCUGUACCCAUUAAACAGUGCCCGUCUGCAUGCCAGUGCGAAGAGGAUGGCAUCCUUCUCCUCGUGGACUGCUCCGAACAAGGACUAUCUGCUGUGCCUAGUGACCUAAGUCCUUUGACAUCCUACCUGGAUCUCAGCAUGAACAACAUAAGUGAAGUUCAGCCCAAUGCCUUCCGCAACUUGCACUUCCUCAGUGAACUGAGGCUCUCGGGCAACCACCUGAGACACAUCCCUGGCCCCGUACUCCAAGGCCUCUACAACCUCAAAGUCCUGAUGUUGCAGAAUAACCAGUUGGAGAGAUUGCCCAGUGAAGACCCAUGGGAAUUACCCAAUUUGCUCUCUCUGCGCCUGGAUGCCAACCUGAUCAUGGAGGUGCCAGCAAGGACCUUCUCAGGUAUGCUGUCCCUGCGCCACCUGUGGCUAGAUGACAAUGCCCUGAAAGAGAUCCCAGUGAGUGCGCUCAACGACCUCUCUUCGCUGCAGGCCAUGACUCUCGCCCUUAACCGCAUCACCCACAUCCCAGACUAUGCAUUCAGAAACCUCUCAAACCUGGUUGUGCUGCAUCUUCAUAACAACAUGAUCUGGACUCUCGGACAGAACUGCUUUGAGGGACUACACAGCCUCGAGACCCUGGAACUGAAUUUCAAUGACCUUCAAGAGUUCCCUGUGGCCAUACACACACUGGCCAAGCUUCAGGAAUUGGGUUUCCACAACAACAACAUCAAGGCCAUUCCUGAGAGAGCGUUUGUGGGGAACCCACUUCUGCAGACCAUUCAUUUCUACGAGAAUCCCAUUCAGUUUGUUGGCGGAUCAGCAUUUCAGUUCUUGCCAAAAUUACACACACUCUCUUUGAAUGGGGCCACUGAGAUCCGAGAGUUUCCAGAUUUGAAAGGAACCACCAGCCUGCAAGUUCUCACGCUGACCCGAGCUAGACUGACUGGCCUGCCAUAUGAUCUGUGCCACCUGCUGCCUAAAUUAAGAGUGCUGGAGCUGUCUCAUAAUCUAAUCAAAGAGCUGCCAAGCUUCUAUCACUGUGCCUCCCUUCAAGAGAUAGGCCUGCAGCACAAUCUGAUCAGACAGAUUGAGAUGAACACAUUCCAACAACUCAACUCCCUGCGCUCACUGGAUCUGAGCUGGAACAGGAUUGAAACUAUCCACCCUGACGCCUUUUCCUCUCUUCGGUCUCUCGUUAAACUAGACCUGACCGGGAACCGGUUGAACACUUUCCCACUAGGUGGCUUGACCAGUCUUACUCAUCUUAAACUGAAAGGCAACCCGGCUGUCUCUCGUUCCUUUAGAGAAGAGGACUUCCCCAACAUAAGGGUAAUUGAGAUGCCAUAUGCCUAUCAGUGCUGUGUGUUUGGAGCCUGUAACAGCAACAAAGCAGCCAGCCAGUGGGAAGAGCAGAUGGGGAGUGAAGAGGAAGAUCUUCAGAAGAAAGCCCUGUCCCUGUUCCCCAUUCACACUGAUAACAACUAUGACCAUGACUUGGAGGAAUUCCAGUUAGCUAUUGAGGAGUCCAAGCUACAAACCAGUAUCCAGUGUACCCCCAACCCAGGUCCAUUUAAGCCCUGUGAUAACCUUUUCGACAGUUGGGUGGUACGCCUUGGGAUGUGGCUCAUCCCUUUGGUCUCGCUGAUGGGAAACACCCUUCUUCUCGUAACAGUCUUUGCCUCCCCCAGCUAUCUCUCGCCUGUCAAGUUCAUCAUAGGCACCAUCAGUGGCGCCAACCUGCUGACAGGCCUGUGCACAGGCACCUUGGCGCUGGUUGACGCCCGGACAUUUGGAGAGUUUGCCUUGCAUGGUGCACAAUGGGAAAUGGGUGCUGGUUGCCAGGUAACAGGCUUUAUUUCUGUGCUGGCCUCGGAAGGAUCCAUACUGUUCCUCACCUUAGCUGCAGUGCAGUGCAGUGUGUCCGUGUCCUGUGCUCGGACCUACGGAAAGUCACCCUCUCUGGGAAGUGUGCAAGCUGCCGCAGUGGCAUGUUUGGCACUCUCAUUAGCGGUCGCCGCUUUGCCGCUAAUAGGUGUUGGGGAGUAUGGGACAACUCCACUCUGCAUGCCGUCACCACUGCCGGAUGGGGAACCCUCCACACUGGGAUUCAUGGUAGCCCUGAUAAUGAUGAACUCCCUCUGUUUCCUGGUGAUCACCGGAACCUACAUCAAGUUGUACUGGGAUCUGAUGAAGGGCGACUUCGACAGCAUUUGGGAUUGUGCUAUGAUCAAGCACGUGGCCUGGCUCAUCUUCACCAACUGCCUGCUCUACUGCCCAGUGGCCUUCCUCACUUUCUCCUCCCUUCUGGGACUCUUUCAUGUGAGCGAGGAGGUGGUCAAAUCAGUCGUCCUAGUGCUUCUGCCUCUGCCUGCCAGCAUCAACCCCUUGCUCUACCUCCUGUUCAAUCCACACUUCCGCGAAGACGUACGUCUACUCUUGAGCAGAGCUCACCUACCCCAUGACUGCAACCUGGAUUCCUUUGCCUCCGAUGAUACUGAGAAAAGCUCAUAUGACUCCACCCAAGCCCUGGUGUCCAUUGCCACUGAAGCGGACACAGUGUUUGAGGGUUCAUUGGUGUCAGCGCCAGAGAAAGUUGCCCUGUUUUCAUGUCCGCCCUCAGUUCCUCUCAUCACAUGCCAGCUGCAGAUUAAACCCUCAACAGAGAGGAAGAACACUGGAGAGAAUAUGGUCAUGUCAACACCAGGACUCAGUGCGAAAGAGAAGGAACAUCUGAGGAUCAGUGGGAUAAACACUCAUAAUGGAAUCUACCACUCACCUCUUCACUCAUCUCAUUCUUGAAUCAUCUCCUAAGUUCUGCAGUUUUCAAGGACCUGUCUGAGUGUGAAAAAUUUUGAGCCCACGUAUGAACUGACCCCUAAAACUAUCAGAGCUAUUGAACAAUGUACUGCCUCUGGUAAUUUGGGACUGUACAUACCUGCAAUUAGUAGUACCCUUUGCUAUCUAGCAUUCUAAAUAAAAAAAUAAAAAAUAAUAAAGGGAGGGAAGGGGGGUGGAGAAAACCCCAAUAUCAUUUUAUGACACAAUCUUGUGGGUCACUCAAUAAUUUAAGCAGCAAGCUGAACUGUGCAAAAACAAAACAGCUUUGUCAUUUAUUUUUCUUGUAACUUUACGUAAUACUGGUAUUACAAAAUAUAGAUUAGGCUUAAAGGAAUGUUCUGUGUUCAAUACAAGGUAAGUUCAAUCAGCACCCAUGGCAUGCUGUUGAUUAUCAGAGAAACCUCAGUUUGACUCAUACCUCAGUUUGUUAAAAGCCAAAAUUACAGUAAUGUUAUACAGUAUAGAGUGUACAGUAAUGCAUUCACAAUGGAAGUCUGUCGGGCAAAAUACUGCACUGGGAUAAACAUUGAAGAAAUAUUCGGGGUUGAAUACAAGUUAAGCUCAAUUGGCAGUAUAUUUGGUAUAAUGAUGAUUACCACAAAAAUGUAUUUUGACUUGUCCCUACUUUUUUUUUUAAACAAAAAUCUGGGUUACAGUGAGGCACCUUCAAUAAAAGUGAAUAUGGCCAAUAGUUAAAACGUUAAAAUACUCAUUGUUUCAAAAUUCUAGCCACAAGAAAUAAGCAAUAUGUGUGUUAACAUGAUUUUAGCGAUAAAAUUGCUUAAUAACAUUUCUGCAUAAAAUUAUAUCCAAUUUUACAACUUCGUUGCCAUGACGACAUAAUGCUGUAAACUCUGUGAACGAUUUAAACAACUUUAUAGCUCCAAUAAUACAGGGGUUUUCACCCUUUAAGCUCGUCGAGAAGAAAAUCAUUAUCAAAAUAUAAAUAACUACAGUCAUGACCAACACAAUAUAGGUAUUGUUUUAAAGCUUAAAAGCUUUAAUUUACAAUGCAUGUAGACACUUUGAAAUUUGCAGACAUAUCAGAAGUGUUCCAUUUUGAUAAUUCAUUAAGAAUUCUACACUGUAUACAGUAUAUUAUUGUAAUCUUUGAUGUACACGUUACAUGUAAACAGGUGUUGCUUAUAAGCCGCGUUCUCACUUAUAAAUUAACAGAACAUAUUUUAUGUUCUGUUUAUUUAAAAAAAUAAAAGGUGGAAGUCAUCUAAAUAUGGCCAGAGAGGACUGUUCACUCUAAUUACAUAUUACCACCAAGAGAUGGCACCAAGUACAUGACACAGACUCAAUAAUGGCUCAAAUGACACAGAAUGGAACUGAAUGAGAUCUCGUUACUCAUGCCUACAUGCUUUGGAGAGAAAACAUACCUUUAGUCAUUGUUGUAUUUGCAUGUGCAAUUAGUACUUAUGUACAAUUAUUAUGUUUUAUUAGUUUAGAGACUUUUAGACACUUGGAGACGGUUUUGGAAACUAGGAGAAAUUAUAUUUGUAAUACUAUAACUUUUGAUCGCUUUGUCGUAUCAACACAAAAUUUUACUCAGUUACAGGUGACAUGAUUGGGAACAAACCAAAAGCAGUUUUUCUGAGCUACCUUAUUUAAACCCGAGAUAUAUGAUGUCAAAUCAGAAAAAUAAGGGGAAAAAAGUACAUUUUUGGAACGUUUUUUUUUUUCUUCUUUCUUUUUCCUUUUUUUUUCAGCAGUUUCUUAGGCUGAGAGUCUCAUAAUUUAUCAUAAUCUAUUUCAUUUUUUUAUUAUUAUUUCUUUAAAAUGAUACCAAACAAUUGACGUUUUUUAGAGCUUAAAGGGUUAACAGAGGAAUGUAAGUGAUUUUAUAAAAUUGUAACCAUCCAAAAAUUGGCCUAUUCACUCUAACAUUGAUUUUAGCUUCUUUUUUUGUUUUGUUUUUUCCUAAAGGUGGGAAGAGUCUAAAUGAAUUUUUUUGUGUUAAUCAACAUUAUGCCACAAAUGCUGUCAACUGAGCUCAACUUGUACUGAACCCAGAAUACUUCUUUAAUACAGUUUCAAAGUAUAGCCAUACAAAUUAUAUGUUAACAACAAACGUGCAGUAAUGAAACCUUCCAAAACGCCUUGCCCCAUAGACUAAAUUAUUGUCUGUGGUAAUCAUUAGCAUGUCACAGAAGCUGUUGGUAGAGAUUAACUUGUUUUGAACCUGGUACAUUCCUUUAAUAAGGAUAAUAUCACAGGGAUGUUUGCUGAUGUAAAGGAGAAAGGUAGAUAUGUAUCUAAAUAUUUCAAUGUGAAAAUUGUCUCAGAUUCUUGUCUCUGUGUACUCAAACGUAUGCGUUAAUUUCCAAGUUUGUAUAUAUCAAAGUCUCAUAAUUGCAUAUUAAUUAUUUGUAAGUCGAAACUUGCUUACCUGCCCCUGGUGAAUAAGAAUAACUUAUGGGAAAUUAAAACACCUGUUUACAUUGGUAAAUACUAUUUAGCAGAUUAAAACCCAGAGACAGGUGCUAAAAUGUAACUGUUUAUUUUCAGAGUGUAAUAUUUUAAACACCUUGUAUUUCUAUUUUUAGAUUAAUUCCACAUGAUUAAGGAAAAGCAAGUGAAAUUGGGCUCAGUAGCAUUUUAUUCUGAUCAUGUCAAUGCUAUAUACAUUAACUGAAGAUAUAAAGAAGAUUGUUCGAGUUCUUUUACAGAUUGUAAAGUAGGCUAGCUAUUGUAUUUGUAAAAUAUAACUACCUCUGAUCUAGCAUGCUAUACUUUUUUCAUCCUGAUUGAUUUAUUUCUAUUCUUUUUUAUAUUAAAUGUAUAUUAAAAAUUUAAUUUUUAUAUUGGAAUUUUAAAGAUCUUUGUACAACAGACACACUGCUCUGGAUGUAAAUAUUUUCAUAUUUCUGUAUACAUACAAUGAAAGAAUGAUUUAAUAAAGUUAUUAGUUUCAUAAAUGUAUGUCUUGAGGACUAGUGAACAAUUCAGAGAGAUGUAAAUGUACAGUAACUUU